UUGGGAGGGAGAAGACAGACUCUGUUGUGUCAGGUCCCUCUGCGUGUGUGCAAGAGCAGUCAGAGCCCCAGCAAGCAGAGAGGAAAAGCCAGGGGGAGAGGGGGGAGAGGGGAUCUGUUGCAGGCAGGGGAAGGCGUGACCUGAAUGGAGAAUGCCAGCCAAUUCCAGAGACACACAGGGACGUCAGAACAAAGAUAAGGCAUCGCUGACACCACACCGGGAACAAGCUCACAGACAAGUCAGCCCUGAGAGACCAAAAUCAGGCAGCCAGGAGGACGUGAGUCAAGAAAAUGAGGUGGCUCCUUCUCUGUCAUGCCCUGUGCUUCUCCCUGAUGAAAGCUUCAGCCCACACUGUGGAGCUAAAUGAUAUGUUCGGCCAGAUCCAGUCACCUGGCUAUCCUGAUUCCUAUCCAAGUGACUCAGAGGUGACAUGGAAUAUCACGGUGCCAGAGGGGUUUCGUAUCAAACUUUACUUCAUGCACUUCAACUUGGAAUCCUCCUACCUUUGUGAAUAUGACUAUGUGAAGGUAGAAACUGAAGAUCAGGUGCUGGCGACAUUCUGUGGCAGGGAGACCACAGACACAGAGCAGACCCCUGGCCAGGAAGUGGUCCUUUCCCCGGGCUCCUUCAUGUCCAUCACUUUCCGGUCAGAUUUCUCCAACGAGGAACGAUUCACGGGGUUUGAUGCGCACUACAUGGCUGUGGAUGUGGAUGAAUGCAAGGAUCGAGAAGACGAGGAGCUGUCCUGUGAUCACUACUGCCACAACUACAUCGGCGGCUACUACUGCUCCUGCCGUUUCGGCUACAUCCUGCACACAGACAACAGAACCUGUCGAGUGGAGUGCAGCGACAACCUUUUCACCCAGAGGACCGGUGUCAUCACCAGCCCUGAUUAUCCCAACCCUUAUCCCAAGAGCUCCGAAUGCUUCUACACCAUUGAGCUAGAGGAGGGUUUCAUGAUCAGCCUGCAGUUUGAAGACAUUUUCGAUAUUGAAGACCAUCCUGAGGUGCCUUGCCCCUAUGAUUACAUCAAGAUUAAAGUGGGUGAAAAUGUCUGGGGACCCUACUGUGGAGAGAAAGCCCCAGAAGCCAUCAGCACCCAGAGCCACAGUGUCCAGAUUCUGUUCCGCAGUGACAACUCAGGAGAGAACCGGGGCUGGAAGCUCUCAUACAGAGCUGCAGGAAACGAGUGCUCAGAACUACAGCCUCCCAUCCAGGGGAAAAUUGAGCCCUUGCAAACCACAUAUUUCUUCAAAGACCAAGUGCUCAUCAGCUGUGACACAGGCUACAAAGUGCUGAAGGAUGACAUAGAGAUGGAUACUUUCCAGAUCGAGUGUCUGAAGGACGGGACGUGGAGUAACAAGAUUCCUAUCUGCAAAAUGGUAGACUGUGGAGUCCCAGCUGCACUGGAGCAUGGGCUAAUCACCUUCUUCACAAGUAAUAACCUUACUACAUACAAAUCUGAGAUCAGAUACACGUGCCAGGAGCCCUAUUACAAAAUGCUGCAGAAUAUCACAGGUUUGUAUACCUGCUCGGCCCAAGGUAUCUGGAUAAAUGAAGCGCUGGGGAAAAGGCUGCCCACUUGCCUUCCAGUGUGUGGCCAACCCUCCCGCUCCCUGCCAAACCUGGUCAAGCGGAUCAUUGGGGGUCGGAAUGCUGAGCCUGGCCUUUUCCCAUGGCAAGCCCUGAUAGUGGUGGAGGACACCUCACGGGUCCCAAAUGACAAGUGGUUUGGGAGUGGGGCUCUGCUCUCUGAGUCUUGGAUCCUCACUGCAGCUCAUGUGCUACGCUCACAGCGCAGGGACAACACGGUGAUACCAGUCUCCAAGGAGCACGUCACAGUCUACCUGGGGCUGCACGACGUGAGGGACAAAUCAGGAGCUGUCAACAGUUCAGCUGCCAUGGUGCUGCUCCACCCAGACUUCAAUAUCCAAAACUAUAACCAUGACAUAGCUCUGGUGCAGCUGCAGGAUCCUGUGCCCCUGGGACCCCGUGUCAUGCCCAUCUGCUUGCCAAGGCCAGAGCCCCAAGGCCCAGCCCCCCACAUGCUGGGCCUGGUAGCGGGCUGGGGUAUUUCCAAUCCCAAUGUGACAGUGGAUGAGAUCAUCAGCAGUGGCACACGGACCUUGUCAGAUGUCCUACAGUACGUCAAGUUGCCUGUGGUGCCACAGGCCGAGUGCAAAACCAGCUAUGAGUCCCGUUCAGGCAACUACAGUGUCACCGAGAACAUGUUCUGUGCUGGCUAUUAUGAAGGUGGUAAGGACACGUGCCUUGGAGAUAGUGGUGGAGCCUUUGCCAUCUUUGAUGACUUGAGUCAGCACUGGGUAGCCCAAGGCCUGGUGUCCUGGGGAGGCCCUGAAGAGUGUGGCAGCAAGCAAGUCUAUGGUGUCUACACCAAAGUUGCCAACUAUGUGGACUGGGUUUGGGAGCAGAUGGGCUCCAUGCAGGGUCUGGGGGAGCUCCGGGUGGAGCGGUGAGCGGAUUCUUAACCUCAGAGCCUGUCUGUAUCCUGGCCCAGCCCAGGGGAGGCUGCACCACACACUUCCAACCGCACACUCCAUGUUAUUGACCAGACCAAAGGAUAUGGCACACACUGACUUACUGGGGAGCCCAUCUUCCCAAGACAGCCCCUGGGACCCUGAAAAGGCAGUGAUGUGGAAGAAGGAAAAGGCUCUAGGCAAGAGACCUGCAUCUGUGACCUCAGCCAAGUUCUCUCCCCUCUCAGCACCUCACUCUCCCUAGUCAUGUAAUGAGGAAGCUGGACUAGAAAGCCUCUGGGCCAAUCCAAGCACUCCUCUCCUGCCUGGGUUUUAUACCAGUGGCAUUGUGCACCCCAAUCACUUACCAAAUCUAUUGGUCCCAUGAUUGGCACAACUGAGUUUGAAUCCAAUGAUCAGAAAUAUAUCCUUACUUUGAACUAAACUUUGCAACCCUGUAUUUCCCCCAGAUCUUCCCUCUAGGGGAAAUAAUUCUAUCCCUUCUGCUAAAAAAAAGUACCAUUCAGGAUUGGGGACACAUGGACCACAACCUGGUACCCCUUCUCUUUUAGGCUAAUUCCUCAGGAAACUUUUAUCCCUGGGAUUUGAUCCCCAAAAGUUUCUUGCACUCUAAGUCCUCUCCUUUAAGUUAUUAAGGGAACUUCAAAAGACAAAGAAUAGCCUCAAAGAUUUAUAUUGAUUAGGGGAGAAAAGCAGCAGUAAAGUCUGCUCAACCCUCUUAAAUCCCUACUGCUGAUUAAGAAUACCUGAUUUGGGCCCAUUCGCCUUUAUCAAAUGCCAGCUGACAUCACAGGGCAUCUCACCUGCUACUUGAGACAAGCGUGAAGCCUUACCCCAGCUUUGACAUGUAUCACCUGAAAAGGCAACCUGAACCCCAACGCCACCGAUUACUUGGGACAAGAGAAGCCCCACACUGCCUCCUGCUAUGCUCUAGGCGGCAACAUGGAAGAAAGGAUGGGAUCAAGACAGCAUGAGUUGCUCAAAUCUCACAAGGCUGCGCAGCACCCAUGGUGUGUGAGAAGAUUAGAGAGUGCACCUGAAAGUGUGUUCUAAGAGGUUCACACCCUGAUUUCCAGAGGCCAGAGGUCAAGGCAAGACAAGCUCCAUGUGCUACAAGCAAGGAAAAGAAGUUCCAGUCCCACAUUUAACUGCUGUAUAAUCUUUUGACAAACCAUUUUCCUUCCCUGAGUCUCCAUUUCCCUGUCUAUAAAAGGAAAGCCUCGGAACUCCUCCAAGUCCUUCUGACUGUGGUGGCUCCACCCGUGACCAACAGCUCCUGCUUUGAUGGUCCUAAUGGUCCUGUUUCUGCCCUGAGACUCUAAGAAGGACAACCAGAGAAGCCCUUAAGUAGGAUUCCAAGAGAAUAUACCAGCAAUUGUCCACACUUCCAAUUGGCUCAUCAAAACACAGUACACUCCUAUGUCUAUGGUGCAUGUAGAUGUGAUGUUUUAUAUAUUUUGUAUCACAUCCUUCACUACUCUGUACAGGGCCUCUGUAAUGUUUCUCCUAUCAGGGGUCUAAAGAGGAAAUAAACCCUCUGUGGAUAA
This is a messenger RNA of Ochotona princeps (American pika), 4045 nucleotides long. It is a transcript of the gene MASP1, whose product is annotated as MBL associated serine protease 1. Bases 291 to 2477 code for a protein of 728 amino acids. Gene Ontology annotation, molecular function: serine-type endopeptidase activity; calcium ion binding. NCBI's taxonomy places the organism in Eukaryota, Metazoa, Chordata, Mammalia, Lagomorpha, Ochotonidae. The record is from RefSeq and is a predicted model, not a curated record. Gene Ontology annotation, biological process: zymogen activation; complement activation. Gene Ontology annotation, cellular component: blood microparticle; extracellular region. The transcript has 11 exons.